This is a messenger RNA of Lingula anatina, 1038 nucleotides long. RefSeq names its product organic cation transporter protein-like. NCBI's taxonomy places the organism in Eukaryota, Metazoa, Brachiopoda, Lingulata, Lingulida, Lingulidae. The record is from RefSeq and is a predicted model, not a curated record.
AGUAACGGGAAUGGCUUUCUUCCUAAGAGACUGGCGCCAUCUACAGAUCACGAUAUCAGCGCUACUAUUUCUAUUAGCCUUUACUCUUUUUUGGUGCCUCCCGGAGUCGCCCAGGUGGUUACUUACCAAAGGCCGAAAGAAAAUUGCUGAGAAAAUAUUAAGACGAACUGCAAGAAUUAACGGCACCGAGUUCCCAGAAGGACUUGUAGAAAAGGUGGAAAUCAAGAAACCCCCAUCUACGAGUGCCAGAGCUCUAUUACAUGCACCAAACUUGAUGAUAAAGCUGCUGCUAAUAAUCGUUAAUUGGAUCGUAAUCGACAUGGCGUACUAUGGUAUCUUCCUCCAUGCCGGAAACAUGUCAGGGAACCUGUACCUCAACGUGCUGUUUUACUCCCUGGUGGAGUUUCCAGCGUGUGCGCUAUGUUUUACCAUCGAUAGAUUCGGACGAAAGCGGCCUUAUAUUAUGUGUGUGGUCAUUGGCGGCCUUUCGUGUCUUUCAACUCUGCUGGUGCAAUAUUAUGCAAGUGAUGAACUAGAAUCUACAAAGUACACAAAAAUUGCAUUAUCAGUCGUGGGAAAACUGGGAGUGUCCGCCGCCUACUGUAUCUUGUAUAUCUGGAGCAUCGAAAUAUUCCCAACCGUCAUCCGUAAUUUCUGUUUGGGUGUGGGAGCCGUGUUCGCUGGCGUCGGAUCAAUCUUGUCUCCCAUCAUUGUAAGAGACCUGAAGGUAGAGAGUAUAGGAAAGGACACUUUGCCACUUGUAAUAUUCGGAGCGAUGUCUAUAUUUGGGGCAAUAUGUACCAUUCCCUUGCCGGAGACGGCCAAGAGGGAUUUACCAGAAACAAUUGCAGAUGCUGAAAAAUUUCCCCUGGGAUUAAAAUGCACAGCUGACGAUUCUGAAUACCAAAAGCCACCCUUGGUCGAUGAAACCACACGAGUUUGACGUAACGCUGUAUGACGUACUCACACAAAUAAUUAUCAUCUAUGUGAAGAAUUCCACAGCGCAUGGAAGAUCCGUUCCUAUAAUAAUUUUCACGA